AUGUCGUCCGUCCUCGGCAAGCUUCGCGCCAUGAUGUCGAGCGUUAUACCUAUUCCUGGCGCGUACAACAACGUCAUGACGCAAACUGCGUCGCCAUACUUGGCUCGCUUCUUCGAAUACCUCAACCAGUGCGCGGGCAAGGAGAUAGCCAUUGGUAUUCUACUACAGAAGUUCAACGGCUUCGCUCGGGAUCACAUCCUUGUCUCCCGCCAUUACCGUUUGGGCGCCGGGUAUCUUCAGUUACGUUUCCUGGCAAUGCAAGGCCUUAACUCGUUCUACGCCGCCCUGACUGAGAACUAUGCGAUCCUCGAGGGUAAUAGGUUCGUGCCCGGCACCUUCUACACGGACUUCAACAUUCCCGAAUGA
This is a messenger RNA of Peniophora sp. CBMAI 1063, 366 nucleotides long. Lineage: Eukaryota; Fungi; Basidiomycota; Agaricomycetes; Russulales; Peniophoraceae. The record is from the annotation of a GenBank genome assembly.